Bactrocera neohumeralis is the source of this 297-nucleotide messenger RNA. The record is from the annotation of a RefSeq genome assembly. NCBI's taxonomy places the organism in Eukaryota, Metazoa, Arthropoda, Insecta, Diptera, Tephritidae.
AUGUUAAUGAGUUUAUAUUGAGGAUUACCUUGUUUUUUAUUUUUAAUAGGAAUUUUUGUUUUUGUUUCUAAUCGCAAACAUUUAUUAUCAAUGCUUUUAAGUUUGGAAUAUAUUGUAUUAAGUUUAUUUUUUCUUUUGUUUAUUUAUUUAAAUUUAAUAGACUAUAGAAGAUUUUUUAGUAUAAUAUUUUUAACUUUUAGAGUAUGUGAAGGUGCUUUGGGUCUUUCUAUUUUAGUUUCUAUAAUUCGUACACAUGGGAAUGAUUAUUUUCAGUCAUUUAAUGUAUUACAAUGUUAA